AUUUAUGGAUGUAGCCAUUGAUUUUACUGAAGAGGAGUGGGAAUGCCUUCAGCCUGUUCAGAAAAAUUUAUAUAGAGAUGUGAUGCUAGAGAACUAUAGAAACUUUGCCUUCCUGGUCAUGACUCCUAAUCAUACCCAAGAAUAUUCACCAGAAAAGGGCCUAAAACAUAUAUUUCAUGAAGUGAUAAGUGCAAAAUAUAAAAUUUGUGAUCUUAACUAUUUACCACAAAAGAAAAUAUUGAAAACUACAAGUGAGAGUGAACACCUGAAAUCAUAUAAAAAUUCAGGCCUUGUUCACCACCAGAAAAUUUAUACUGAAGAGAAGCCCUACAAAUAUAAAGAAUGUUGCAAAGCUUUUAGUGAAAAAAAUGGUCUUAUUUACCACAGAGGGAGCCACAAUGGAGAGAAGCCUUACAAAUGUAAAGAAUGUGGAAAUGCUUUCCGUCAAAAGUCAAACCUUAUUCACCACAGGAGAACUCACACUGGAGAGAACCUUUCCAUGACCCAACUGCACACUACUUCUGAAUCUAAGAAUGCAGAGGCACUUAUCCAGAUGGAUGAGGCAAAAGAUGAUGUGGUGAAGAGAAAUAUGACCAAAAUCUCCCUGGAAAAGACAGAACUGUGGCUUUCCCAGUGUAACAUGUAA
Ictidomys tridecemlineatus (thirteen-lined ground squirrel) is the source of this 646-nucleotide messenger RNA. The record is from RefSeq and is a predicted model, not a curated record. Lineage: Eukaryota; Metazoa; Chordata; Mammalia; Rodentia; Sciuridae.